CUGGAAGUGUCAUCGCUAGUUGGAAACAAACAAACAAAUGCCUGGAAAACUAAGGCGGUGAAUUUUUAAAUUAAACCCGAAAAACCACAAAAACUCAGCUAAACUAUGACCCAAAAGGAUAUUAAUGUGGUGCUAUUAAACUACCACAACCGAUUACAGCGUAUGUACGACAAACAAAACAGCAUGGAGCUCCGGGAGAGAAGAUUGACCAAGGAAGUCUCCAAAAUCCAAGACAACUUCAUGGCGAUCAAAGAGGCUUGCAUGGAGCAGCAGCGAGACUGCAAGGUGCAAAAGGUACUUCGGCAGCGUCGCCACGAGAUGGAGGAGCGAGUCGCGUUCGAGAAGCUGCUGGCCGAGGAGCUGGAGGACACCAGACAGCGGAACCUGUCCAUGAGCGAACAGCUGAAGCAGCAGAGGUCGCAGAAAAGGCAGAUCAGCAACGAGCUCAUGGAUUGCAUUCACACGCUGAAAGAGACAACGGGCAUAUAUUUAAAGCAAGAAGCUUUGCCGGCACGUGUGCAAGGUGUCGUUGCACGCACGGGCACUAAUUGCGAUCAGUGGAUACCAUUCGAUCUGGGGGCCACAGAUACCGAGGGAUUUGAGUCCCUGUUCCAAACGCUUCAGAAUGCAAAUGUUGACGUUGAGAAGUGGCGACAGCUCGUCUCGUUGGCAGCGGAUUUCUCGACCACCGAGUCGAGGUCAUCUACCACACCGCGCAAGGACGACGCCAAGUGCAUUCCCAUAAUAGAGAUCGAUCUCACCUCGCCACCAAAUCAAGUCUAACUUCCGGCCUGUACUAUCAGCCCCUUACGCUGCCAUCGGAACUGUACAUCAAAUUUAAAUAGUUGAGGUCAGAAUAAUAGCUCUAAUAUGUAUAACCACUAUUAAAAAUAAGGAACUAUUAAAACUGUAUUAAACUGUAACUAAUCAACAAAA
Molecule: messenger RNA, 936 nt
Organism: Drosophila kikkawai
Lineage: Eukaryota; Metazoa; Arthropoda; Insecta; Diptera; Drosophilidae
Gene: Spc25
Product: Spc25
Source: RefSeq, a predicted model, not a curated record